AUGAGGAAGGCAACUAGUGGCAAAAGACGAUUGACAAUCUCUUUCUUCAGUAACAACGAAGAAGGAGCUGAUGCAGCUGCUGUACGGAGAGAUCAAUUGGCGUUGGGACAAAUUCAUCAAGGUGUUCAUUACUCCAUUUUUGGGCAGCUAGCUCGUGCUGAAACAGCAAAACAAGCUUGGGACAUCUUAAAGGUGUCAAACAAAGGAGUCGACCGGUCACAGAAGUCCAAGCUGCAGACGUUGAGAAGGUUGUAUGAUCGUUGUGAGAUGGCCUCUACAGAAACCGUAGAUAUGUAUUUCUCUCGUCUUAUUGAUCUUGUAAAUAAGAUGAGGUUAUACGGAGACACAAUUGAGGAUGAGUCACACGAUACCGAGGACUUGUCAAUUGCUGAGUUAAAAGGUAUGAUCGAAAGUCAUAUUGAAAGGAUUGCGUCAAAAUCAGAACCACUAGCAGAAGAAGCUUUGAAGAGCCAAGUCACCUUUAAUAUGACUAGCUCUAAUCAAAGAGGUGGAGGAGCUGGUAGAGGUCGUGGAAGAGGUAGAGGAGGAUUCAGAGGAAGAGGACGUGGUAACUCAAAUCAAGGAAGGGGACGAGAUUGCUGGUAUGAAGAGGAUGGUCAUGAAAAUCAAGCAAAUGUUGCUGAAAAAUCUGGUGAGAGUUCUACUGAAUCUGAAACCUUAUUUUUGGUCAGUAACAGUUUGUCGGCAUAUGAAAACAUAUGGUUCUUGGAUACUGGAGGGAGUAAUCAUAUGUGUGGGAAGAAAGAAUUGUUUUCAGAGUUGGAUGAAUUAAUACGAUCUGAGGUGUCCAACUAA
Messenger RNA from Ipomoea triloba (trilobed morning glory), 816 nucleotides. RefSeq lists its product as uncharacterized. Lineage: Eukaryota; Viridiplantae; Streptophyta; Magnoliopsida; Solanales; Convolvulaceae. The record is from RefSeq and is a predicted model, not a curated record. The transcript is spliced from 5 exons. The coding region runs from base 1 to 816 and encodes 271 amino acids.